Branchiostoma belcheri (Belcher's lancelet) is the source of this 897-nucleotide messenger RNA. RefSeq names its product MAM and LDL-receptor class A domain-containing protein 1-like. The record is from RefSeq and is a predicted model, not a curated record. Gene Ontology annotation, cellular component: membrane. The transcript is spliced from 7 exons. Lineage: Eukaryota; Metazoa; Chordata; Leptocardii; Amphioxiformes; Branchiostomatidae. The coding region runs from base 106 to 897 and encodes 263 amino acids.
UGGUCAUCAUGGUCAGCGUUUAGCAGUUGCAGUGUGAGCUGUGGGAUUGGGCUCCAGACCAGGUACCGAGCCUGUGACAACCCCCUGCCAAGUAACAAUGGUGCCAUGUGUGAGGGACCACUUUCAGAUACAAUCUUCUGUAACAGUGGAGUCAUCUGUCCUGGUUUGAUUGACUGUACCUUUGAGACGGACCUCUGCAGGUGGACUCAGAGCACACAGGAUAACUUCAACUGGACAAGGCACUGGGGAGCAACAAGCUCCCUUCUCACUGGGCCUUCUUUUGACCACACAGUAGGGGACUGUUUCAUGGGAAAUGGCGCCACCUACCGAGGACAUGUGAACACUACAGAUGACGGUCUGGUGUGUCAGCGCUGGGAGGACCAAACUCCGCAUGAGCAUGAGUUCCUGGACCUCAGGACUGACAGUCUGUUUGAGAACUACUGCCGUAACCCUGACGGUAUGGAGAGACCAUGGUGCUACACCCUGGACCCUAGCGUCCGCUGGCAGUACUGCCCCGUCAAACCCUGCGACCAAACUGGUUACUACAUCUACAUCGAGACCUCCAGCGUUCAAAUGUCUGACAAGGCCAGACUGUACAGUCCCACAGUCUACCCCACAUCAUCUACAAUGUGUCUGCGGUUCUGGUACCACAUGUACGGUAGGGAAAUCAACAGGCUGAACGUGUACAUCCAGACAGGCUCAGCUCUACCGACUGUCCCAACCUUCCAGAGGACAGGCCCACAGGGAGACCGGUGGAUACAGGCUGAAGUAGAAGUGUACAGCGCUAGUCCUUACCAGGUUGUGAUGGAGGGUGUCCGUGGUAAAAACGUUGCAGGAGACAUUGGUCUGGAUGAUAUCACCAUGUCUACAGGCCCUUGUAACACAGAAAUUGUCUGA